Funneliformis geosporum is the source of this 546-nucleotide messenger RNA. NCBI's taxonomy places the organism in Eukaryota, Fungi, Glomeromycota, Glomeromycetes, Glomerales, Glomeraceae. The record is from the annotation of a GenBank genome assembly.
AUGCCCCGGAUUAUUGUGGUUAAAAUUAGUCCGCAGAGCCAGGGUAGAGGAGAGGAAUAUAAAGAAAAAUCCGCUUUUUUUAUUGUUUUAGUUAAAGCCAUAGUUAAAGAUAUUAAAAAAUUUUUAGUGGAAUUUAUGUCAUUUAUACUUAAACCAGGAAAAAACUCCGCGUGGAGAAAACACGUGCUUAAUAACUUAGUGGUGGACGCCAUUUUAUACGAAAAAGUGGAAACUAGUUUGCCGACCGCUCGGUCUUUAACCAAACUAUUAGCCAAAUUGAUUACUUGGGCCAAAAAAGCGGAAAAAGAAAAAGAAAAUAAAGAAUUAAAACAGCACCUAUACCGCUUGGCUUUGCGCUAUUUGGUAAACAAAAAAAAAAUGGAAGUCAAGCAAAAAAACAGACCCGAAAAAACCAAAGUUUUGGACAAGUUAUUUAAAGAAUUAGGAAAAAAAUACCAAGACCGCCCGGGUGGAUAUAGCCGCAUUGUCAAAUUAGGUCUCCGCAACGGAGAUAGCAGUUUAAGAGUAAUUUUUGCUUUGUGUUAA